Molecule: messenger RNA, 3528 nt
Organism: Plasmodium yoelii
Lineage: Eukaryota; Apicomplexa; Aconoidasida; Haemosporida; Plasmodiidae
Product: conserved Plasmodium protein, unknown function
Exons: 3
Coding region: 1-3528 (1175 amino acids)
Source: RefSeq, a predicted model, not a curated record
AUGGCAAACAUUGUAAUAAAAAAACAAAAAUUAAAUUGUCUAAAUUAUAAAAUAUGCAAUAGUGAUGAAAAAAACAAAUUAAAUCAAGAAAACAGAGUAAUAUAUAUUGAUAGUUAUAAUAAUGGAAAAAUAUGGUUACACGAGAAAAUAAGUAAUUUAUGUCAAAUGUUUUUUAAAACAAAUAAUGAAAAUGAAUAUGGAAAAAAAAAAAGAAAAAAAAAAAAUGUUUACAAUAUUACAAAUGUUAAUCAAAAAAAUAUAAUUUUAAAUAAAAAUUAUAGAAACACAUUUGAUCAUAUAACAUUGUUAAAGUCAUUAUUAAGUAUUUAUGAAUUUUAUAAUAAAGAAAAUAUUCAAGAUAUAAUAUGUCCUCAAUUAUGUAAUGAAUUAAAAAAAGAAAAUGAUAACAAAAAUAAACCAUAUAAUAUUGUAAAAGUAAUACAGCCAAAUAAUGAACAUAUUUAUUCUGAAAUAAAUAUUUGCCAAAAAAAUAAAAAUAUAAUAAACUAUAGAAUAAAUGAAAAUAACAAAUUGUCAAAAGAUAAUAUAAAUAAUAUAUUUAUUAAUUUAAUUAAUGAAAAAUAUGGAUUAUUUUUUAUAUUCAAUACAAUAUUUUUUGCAAAUUUGAAAAAUUAUUAUUAUUUUGUUGAUAUAAUAAAUGUAUUAAAUUAUAUUGGCAAUAGGUCUAUAUCACACAUAGACACAUUUUCUGAUUCCAUUGAUCAAAAAAAAAAAAAUGGACAAAACGUAGAAGAUGAAGAAAGUGGAAAAGAUGUAGAAGAUAAAGAAAGUGAUUCACAAAAUAAUAACAAAAUGAAUUUGAUAUAUGAACAGAUUGCUCUAUUUGUAGAAUAUUGUUAUGAUAUUUUAAUUUAUGAAAUGGAAAAAAAUGAUACUGAAACAUUUUCAAACACAUUUGUAAAUCAAAUAAAAGAAAAAAGUACCAAAUUAGUAAAACAAAUAAAAAAACAAAAUAAAUCUAAUAAUAUAGAAGAGAUAAAAAAAAAACUAAAAAUAUUGAAAAAUAAAAAGUCAGAUGAAGAAUUUUUAUUUUUAUCUAUGAAUAAAUGUAACAAACAAAUUUAUAAUGAAUUAAAUAAAAUUCCUGAUUUAUUCUAUGGAAUAUCAAAAAUAAAUGAAUAUACAAAUAGCGAAAUAGGAAAUAAUAAUACUCAAGUUUCUAAAACAGACACAGUUUUGUUAUAUAGUGAUGAAGAAAGUUGGGAUUCAAAUUCUGAUGAUUAUAUUGAUUUACAAAAAAAAAAUUCACAUAAAAUAUUAUCAAAUUUAGAAUCAUUAAAAGAUAGUCAAUUAUCUGCAUCUACUCAAGAAAUUGACAAUCUUAAUGAAAAAAAAAAUAAUAUCGUUACUUCAUCUUUUGAUCAAGAUGCUGAAAAUACCAAACCAAAAGAAAAAAAAAAUUCUAUAGAAAAAUUAAUUCUCAGUUUUUAUAAUCAUGCUAAAAUGAUGAUCAGUCCAAAUGAGUGUACUAAUAAGGAAGAAGAAAAAAAAAAAAAAAAAAAAACAGAUAAAGUAACACAUGAAAAUAGUUUUGAUCAAAUUUUUAAUAUGGAAAUUAAUAUGCAUUCUUCUAAAAUGGAAAAAGUGGAAAAUGAUAUCCAAAAUUAUGCACAAGAAGAAAAUAAAGAUAUUGUACAUAAUGAAAUAAUUAAUAAUCAGGAAAAUUUAGCAAAUGAUCAAACUAAUCUUAUAUCAAAUGAACUAGCCAUAAAUAAAGAAAAUAAACAGGUUACUCAACCAAUGGACACCAAUUUAGAUCAAGUGCCCAUAUCUCAAAAUGGAGAAAAUAACCAAGCAAAUGAGCAUGGUGCAUGCGAGAACAAACUAGGCGAUGCAGAAAAGGAUGCAGAAGAAGAUGCAGAAAAGGAUGCAGAAAAGGAUGCAGAAAAGGAUGCAGAAGAAGAUGCAGAAAAGGAUGCAGAAGAAGAUGCAGAAAAAGGAGAAGAAUGCGAGAGCAAACUAGGCGAUGCAGAGUGCGAGAACAAACUAAGCAGUGAAGAAGAAGACGAAGAGAUAAUAAAUUUUUUAAAAGAUAAGACAAAAGAUAUAGAUAAAUAUGCAUAUAGAGAGGCAUUAAAAAAGAGUCUUGAAUGCAAUACAAAUUGUAGUGUUGAAAAUCACUAUGAUGAAAAAAUAGAAUUUAUUAAAAAAAUAAAAAAAUUAUCUAAUUUAAUAAAAAAUAAAAAAUUUGAUAAUAAAUAUAAAAAAGUAUGGGAAAAAAAAGUAAAAAAAUUUAAGUGUAAUAAAUUACAAAGAGCAUAUAAAAUUUGUUUGUCUAUAUUAUUUUCUAUAGUAAAAGAUAUUAACAAAUUAAAAAAAGAAUUAAAAGAAAUGGAUAGUUUUAUAUUUAUCAAUUCAAGAAUGGAAAAGUAUUUAAAAAAUGAAACUGAUAUUAUAUUAAAUUGUAAAAAUAGACAAGAUGAAUUAAAAGGAAAAAAAGAAAAUAAUAUAAUAAAUAAAUUUUUUUUAAGAACAAAUUUUUUUACUGAUUCUGAAAUAAAUACUUAUAAUUAUAAAGAUAGACGAAAAAAACAAAAAAAAUAUAUAUCAUAUAUACCUUUAAAAAAUUAUAAAAUAUUAUCAUGUAGUUUAAAUGAAAUUUUUAAUGAAAAAUUAUUGCAAGAAAAGUUAGAAAAUAUUUUAUAUUAUAUUGAAUAUGAUAAAGAUAUACCUGAUUAUUGUAAAUUUUUUUUCAAAAAUUUUAAAAUAAAAGACAGAUAUUUAUAUAAUAUACAAACAUUAUAUAAUCCCAAUUCUAUACCAAAUAUUGAAUGUAUAAAUAUGAUUAUAAAUAGCCUAAAUUAUAAUUAUGAAAAAAUAUAUAAAAAAAAAUAUUUUUUUAAAUAUAAAUGCAAUUAUAGUUAUUUAUCAGAAAUACCAUCAGUAUAUUGUUGUAAUGUACAAAUUGUAAAAUAUUUAGAAUUUUUAAAAUUAAAAGAAACAUGUAAUAAUAUUAUAAAAAAUAAUAAAAUUUAUGAACAAUUUUUAAAUCAUUUAUCUAAUUAUAUAAUUGAAGAAUCUUAUUUUAUUAUUCCAUUUUUUACAUCUUAUGGAAAAUUUAUUAUAGUUAUAAAAAAAAAUAAAAGUGAUAAUAAUGAAAAUGCAUUUAUGAAUUUGUUCAAAUAUAAAAAUAUUAUUUCAUAUGAUAUAUUUAUUAACAGUUUUUCUUAUCCUAAUGAUAGUAGUUUUCAAGCAAUUGUUCAUUUUUCUCAUGUUUUUAUAAAUAUAUUACGAACAUUUUUCAAAACAAGGAAUUCUGAUGAAAAUAUUCCAGAAAUAUUUUAUUCUCCAAUGUCAAACAUAGACAAACAGAAGCUCAUAUAUCAUGAAAUGGAGUCUGCAACCAACAGAGGCCACAUUAUCAUGAACAUGCUAUUUUUGAUAGAAUCAUUUUUUAACAAUACAAAAAAAGUCAAACCUCCUAUGAUAUUUUAUGAGGGAUUAAGAUUUUUAUACAUUGUUAGACUUAUCGAAUUUUAUUAUCAAAAAGUGCAGCAUAAUAGCUAG